Molecule: messenger RNA, 1116 nt
Organism: Neoarthrinium moseri
Lineage: Eukaryota; Fungi; Ascomycota; Sordariomycetes; Amphisphaeriales; Apiosporaceae
Exons: 4
Coding region: 1-1116 (371 amino acids)
Source: RefSeq, a predicted model, not a curated record
AUGAGCUUGGAGGAGAAUGGGGCUCCGAUUCUGAAAGUGGUCGACGUCGUAUUUGUGUCCCUAGCCAUUGUUUCAACUCUUUUGCGAUGCUAUACACGUCUGGCCGUUGUCCGCGCCUUUGGGGCGGAUGACUGGCUCAUGAUGCCAGCAGUGGCUAUGUACUUUCUCUACGUCUAUUGGUGGCUAUGCUACAUUUGGUACGAUUUCGCAAUGGUUUUCACUCGGUUAUCAAUCGGCAUCUUCUUUUUGCGCCUUACGGUAAAGCGAGUCCACCUCUGGGUCAUCUACCUCGUUAUGAGCACCACGGUUGCCUUCGGCUUCAUUUUCUUCGGUGCCGCUCUGGCGCAAUGCACCCCUGUGACAUUCUUCUGGAACAAGAACCAGGAUGGCUGGUGCAUAAAUACAAAGGUCAUUGUCGCUCUCAUGUACCUGUACAGCUCGUCAUCUCUUUUCUCCGAUGCGACUUACGCCAUAUUCCCGAUAUUCCUUAUGAAAGGGCUACAGAUGGACCGACGAACAAAGUACGCAUUGAUCCCAAUUAUGGGAUUGGGCUGGGUAGCUAGUAUCGCGGUCGCAAUUCGCUAUGGCUUCCUGACUGCUCUCAUGUCUCCCGACUUCACUUACGACGCCUUGAUCAUCGCAAUUUUGUCUUCCAUUGAACAGGGGCUCGCGAUUACGGCUGGAAAUCUUGCAACGUUGUGGCCGCUUUUCCGGCUGGUCGCUUGCAGAUUCGGGCUCUGGGACACUACAAUAAGGCGCGAAGAUUUCGCCCCUCCCACAAUCGGCGCCAUCGACAAGGCAAAAGGACGCGAAGCUGUGCGCUCAGCCUCUGUCGGGUUGACAAUUUUCACGGGAAGGGGUGAUGAAGAGCGUGAAAUGGCCGAGGGUGAAGGCGCUAUCGAAUUCAAGUCGGAGAGAAGGGAAACGAUGACGCACCCUGCAGACAACAAUAGUAAAAGAAACAACGUUUGGGACAUAUCACGAGAAGUUCGGAACGAAAGUGAGGAAAGACUUUGCACUCAGCCGUCAAGCGAGACGUUGGGCGAGCUUGAUUUAAGGGCUGUGCCAGUGUGCUUUUUGGCUCGAAAGGGGUUACAUAGUCACACCAGAAUAUAG